AUAAUAAACAGGGUAGAUGGAGAGUUGGUUGGUGGACAGAUUUUUUUGUUUUUGUGGUUUGUUUGUUUUUGUUAAUCCUCACACGAGGAUAUUUUUCCAUUGAUUUUUAGAGAAAGUGAAAGGGAGGGGGAGAGACAAGAGAAACAUCGAUGUGAGAGAGACACAACAAUUGAUUGCCUCCUGCAAGGGGAUUGAGCCUGGAACCGAGGUAUAUGCCUUUCACAGGAAUCGGGUCCAGGACCCUUCAGUUUGCAGGCCGGCGCUCUGUCCACUGAGCCAAACCGGCUAGAGCUUUUGUGGACAGAUUUUUAAGCCUCCUAUGGCGUUAUGGAUUCUUAAGCCUUGUAUGCCAAAGUAUUAUUGACAGAUACCAUUUUGUCAAGCACGGUUCUAAACAUGCAAAUGACUUCCUAAUGGGAAGAUUUGGUUAAUUAUGGGAGAGUGAGUGAGUAUUCAUAAAGAAUAUAAAUGAAAACAGACAUUUAGAGUACUUGAUGUAGUCUAGAGUCCUAAAGGAGGUGAUCUGAAGUUACUCUGAGGAAGAGAACAGUGUAACAGGUAAGAAUCACAUUGACAGAGGCUUGGAGUGAAGAGAAAACCUAAAGGAUUUGAGAAACUGAAGCAGGUUAAUUUGGCCGUGUGAUGAAAAGGGUGUGUGUGGCAUGUAAUGAAACUUGCAUGGUACAAUAUAGAAUGACAGCCUAAAACCAAAUCCGGACUUGAAAACACGUCAUAUAUUGACUGAAACACAACUUCUGAUUUUUUUUUGUUUACUACCUACCUUAGGCUAAUUGUUUUCUUGUUGAGUAUGCAUUUGUGUUAAUUUUUUGGUUUAUUAAAUUUCAGGAUGUGUAAAAUGGGUUUUAAGAGAACAGCUAGCUUCCCUGUGCAGAGAGGGGAACUCUUGUCACCCGUGCAGCACUGUGAAAAAGGAAGAAAGUGACACCUUUGAUCUCAGAUGUCUGUGGGCUCCCUUCUCCUUCCCUUUCCCUAAGCAAAGCAUUCUGCAUGGCAAGUGUUAAACUUUCACUUUGCCCUGAAGAAAGUGUAUCGAGUUGUAAAUGCCCUAGAACCUGUUCAUUGUUUUACGAUUCUAGAACUAGCCCACAAUGCUGAUGCUCAACUACAUGUUUAUGCAAAACUUGAAUCUCAACCCUUGUUCCUUCACUUGUACUUUCAGGUACCAUAGUAGCUUAAUAGUAGCUAACACCUUGUCAUCUCCUCAGCACUGAAGUCUUUGUCUCUGAAAUUAGAAUUGCGAUGAAAUUGUACAUAUUGGCUAUGAUCAGAUUUCUAGAAUUGGAUUUCCAAACAGAGGUCAGCAACCUGAAAUGGCAGCAAGUCUUUUGAAGACAUCAUCUAUGUCUCUAAGGACAAAAUUGCUCCAUCAGACGGGAGUGUCACUUUAUAAUACAUCUCAUGGCUUCCAUGAGGAGGAAGUAAAAAAAAAACUUCAGCAGUUUCCUGGUGGAUCCAUUGACCUUCAGAAGGAAGACAAUGGCAUUGGCAUUCUUACUCUGAACAAUCCCAGUAAAAGGAAUGCCUUCUCAGGUGUUAUGAUGCUACAACUUUUGGAAAAAGUGACCGAAUUGGAAAAUUGGACAGAGGGGAAAGGUCUCAUUGUUCGUGGGGCAAAAAAUACAUUCUCCUCUGGAUCUGAUUUGAAUGCUGUGAAAGCCCUAGGAACUCCAGAGGAUGGAGUGGCCUUAUGUAUGUUCAUGCAAAACACCUUAACAAGAUUGAUGAGACUUCCUUUGAUAAGUGUCGCACUGGUUCAAGGUUGGGCAUUGGGUGGAGGAGCCGAGGUUACUACGGCAUGCGAUUUCAGAUUAAUGACUAGAGAGAGUGAGAUCAGAUUUGUUCACAAGGAGAUGGGUAUAAUACCAAGCUGGGGCGGGGCUACCCGACUGGCUGAUAUAAUUGGCAGUAAACAAGCUCUCAAAGUGUUAAGUGGGGCCCUCAAACUGGACUCAAAACUAGCUUUAAGCCUAGGAAUGGUCGAUGAGGUCUUGCAGUCUUCAGAUGAAACUGAGUGUCUAAAAGAGGCACAAGAAUGGCUGAAUCAGUUUAUCAAAGGGCCACCGGAAGUAAUCAGAGCUUUGAAAAAAACUGUUUCUUCAGGCAAAGAGCUUUGUUUCCAGGAGGCGUUACAGACCGAAAGAGAUCUUGUAGGAACACUUUGGGGUGGACCGGCAAAUUUGGAGGCUAUUGCUAGGAGAGGAAAAUUUUGUAAAUAGUUGCUUUUAAAUAGGUGUACUACAACUCCAAUUUAAUGUGUAGAAAAGUUAAAUAUUAAACAUGUCAGUUACUUUGAAGGUAUCACUAGUAUUUGGGUUUGUUUUUAAUCAUUUUUUUAAUACCUAAACUCAUUGGCAUGGCUUUCAGUAUACUGUAGUCCCCCCUUACCUGCAGGAAAUAGGUUCCUUGACCCCCAGUGGAUGCCUGACACUGGAUAGUACUGAAUCCUGUGAUGCUUAAAUACCUGUGAUAAAAUUUAAUUUAUAAAUUAGGCACAAUAACUAAUAAAUAACAAUAAUAUACUA
Messenger RNA from Myotis lucifugus (little brown bat), 2543 nucleotides. It is a transcript of the gene ECHDC1, whose product is annotated as ethylmalonyl-CoA decarboxylase 1. Gene Ontology annotation, biological process: fatty acid beta-oxidation. The record is from RefSeq and is a predicted model, not a curated record. Gene Ontology annotation, molecular function: enoyl-CoA hydratase activity. NCBI's taxonomy places the organism in Eukaryota, Metazoa, Chordata, Mammalia, Chiroptera, Vespertilionidae. The transcript has 6 exons. The coding region runs from base 1332 to 2237 and encodes 301 amino acids. Gene Ontology annotation, cellular component: cytosol.